Musa acuminata AAA Group (dessert banana) is the source of this 833-nucleotide messenger RNA. Its product is annotated as dehydration-responsive element-binding protein 2E-like. Gene Ontology annotation, cellular component: nucleus. Gene Ontology annotation, molecular function: transcription cis-regulatory region binding; DNA-binding transcription factor activity. Gene Ontology annotation, biological process: response to stress; positive regulation of DNA-templated transcription. The transcript has a single exon. Lineage: Eukaryota; Viridiplantae; Streptophyta; Magnoliopsida; Zingiberales; Musaceae. The record is from RefSeq and is a predicted model, not a curated record. The coding region runs from base 57 to 764 and encodes 235 amino acids.
UCCCGCGCCUCACACACUCUCCACUCCACUCGAUCCCCGCUCUCCUCUCCUCCUCCAUGGACAACCACCUCCGAAAGGCACCCCACCGGUCGUGGAAGAAGGGCCCCGCCCGCUGCAAAGGUGGCCCCCAGAACGCCUCCUGCCAAUACCGCGGAGUACGGCAGCGGACGUGGGGCAAGUGGGUGGCCGAGAUCCGGGAGCCCAGGAAGCGGACCCGCCUCUGGCUCGGCUCCUUCCCCACCGCCGAGGAGGCGGCUUUGGCCUACGACGAGGCUGCCCGCCGCCUCUACGGCCCCGACGCCUACCUCAACCUUCCCCACCUCCGCGCCCACGGCGGCAAGCCCCCCGUAAGGUUCGAGUGGUUUCCCUCCGAGAGGGACGCGUCCGUGAUGCCCGCCUGCGGCCUCCUCAACCUCAACGCCCAGCACAACAUCCACGCCAUCCACCAGAGGCUUCAAGAGCUCAACAACCCCAAGCCGCCGCCGCCUCGUUGUUCCUCUUCCUCCUCCGCCUUGCCUCCGAGCUCCGCUGUCGGAGCGGUGGAGAAGCCUCAGAUCGAUCUCAAGGAGUUCCUCCAGCAGCUGGGAGUGCUGAAGCCGGAGAGCAAGGCGACGCGGGAGGAGACGGAUGAAAUGGCCAUCGGAUUGCACCCGAGCGACGACUUCAACUGGGACACGCUGUUGAUGGAAGACGGCAGGUGGCAGCUCGACGACGAUGUGCAGCAGCAGCAAGCGGGCUAUCCUAUAUCCAUAUGGGACCUCUGAGACCCCACCGAGGAGUCGGCCGUUGGUUGCUCUAAUAUCAUAUUCUCAUGUGACUUUGAUAUCUUCUAC